Molecule: messenger RNA, 4644 nt
Organism: Magallana angulata
Lineage: Eukaryota; Metazoa; Mollusca; Bivalvia; Ostreida; Ostreidae
Product: dol-P-Man:Man(7)GlcNAc(2)-PP-Dol alpha-1,6-mannosyltransferase-like
Exons: 10
Coding region: 68-1585 (505 amino acids)
Biological process (GO): protein N-linked glycosylation
Cellular component (GO): endoplasmic reticulum membrane
Molecular function (GO): alpha-1,6-mannosyltransferase activity
Source: RefSeq, a predicted model, not a curated record
CUUGUGUACACAACCGGAAGUCAAUUUUUGUCUCUGCUGUGGUCGAUGUAAUGUAAAAAAAUGUGCUAUGUCGUGCCUUUUUCCCUGGUCUGCUGAUUUAAAAGAGUUCGUUGUGCAGAGGUUCAGAAAUAUGCGGUGGCCAUCAGUGGAGUCCCUGGCAGGAGCCGUGAUGCUCUUCCACAUUGUGGUUUGUCCUUACACAAAAGUCGAAGAAAGCUUCAACAUACAGGCCACUCAUGAUGUACUGUACCACCGCCUCGACAUCGAAAAGUAUGACCAUUUAGAAUUCCCUGGAGUGGUCCCCAGAACCUUUCUGGGGCCCCUUGUUCUUGCCAUGACAACAGCACCUGCAGUUUAUCUGUGCCAGUUUCUGAAGGUCUCCAAAUUUCUUUCACAGUAUUUAGUCCGUAUAGCCCUAGGUCUGUAUGUUCUUGGAGCAUUCUCGCUCUUUGGGAAUGCCAUCAAGUUCCGCUUUGGCCCGGACGUCAAGCGCUGGUUGUACCUAAUUACAGUGACACAGUUCCAUUUCAUGUUUUACAUGUCCCGCCCACUCCCGAAUACGUUUGCUCUUAUACUUGUGCUGUUGGCAUUAGCUGCAUGGAUAAAGCAGAAUCACACCCAGUUUCUAUGGAUAUCUGGAGCAGCCAUCAUCAUCUUCCGCUCGGAACUGGCUGUUUUUCUUGGACUGAUCCUUGCCGCGGAAAUCUUCUCCAGGAGACUGAGCAUCGGAAAGUUACUGAAAAAUGUAGUCCCGGCGGGAUUUUUUCUACUUGGUCUGACUGUGCUGGUGGACAGCUUCUUAUGGAGGCGGUGGCUGUGGCCCGAGGGUGAGGUCCUGUGGUUUAACACGGUGGACAACCAGAGCUCCAAAUGGGGUACUGAGCCCUUUUUGUGGUACUUUACCUCAGCCCUCCCCAGGGCCCUGUCUAUGAGCUUCUUCUUGGUGCCGGUUGGGUUGGCCUUGAACCCUUACCUUCGACCCCUGUUGAUUCCUGCCCUGGGUUACGUUCUCCUGUACUCCAAUCUGCCUCACAAGGAGCUGAGGUUUAUUAUUUAUGUGGUUCCUGUCUUCAAUACAGUGGCUGCCACCGGCGUCGCCAAAAUUUGGGCCCAUCGUUCUAAAUCCUGGUUCAAAAAGCUGGUUGCCAUGGCAGCAUUGUGCCACAUCUUUGGGAACAUCACCUGUACCACGGUGUUCCUGUUUGUGUCCCACCAGAACUACCCCGGGGGUCAGGCCAUGCAGAAACUUCACCAGCUGGAGAAGCCUUAUAUAGCGGUGAAUCUUCACAUCGACGUGCCUGCCGCUCAGACUGGGGUCACUCGCUUCACAGAGAUCAAUCCCAAGUGGAGAUAUAAUAAGACUGAGAAUAUACUACCAGGAUCUCGUGCCAUCCUAGAUUUUUCUCACAUCUUCGUCGGAGACGAUGACAUUCUACAGUUUUAUCAAAACACACAUUCUGUUAUAGCUAAAAUUGACAGUUACGACACUCUGCGUGUGGACCUGCGAUCAUUUCCACCGAUCAGAGUCACCACGAAACCAAAGAUCUGGAUCCUCAAACGCAAUCUGUAUGUAAAAGCCAGCUGACAGUUGGAUCUACUAGGAAAUCUGAUCAACCAAGUCAACGCGGAGAUAGACAACAGACGACCCAAGCAGACCAGAAUUUCCUAGCACAACCUUGUUUUGUGUGAAUAAUUAGUGCAAUAUGACAUAUGAUAUUUAUAACUUAGUUUUAAAGUCCAUAAGUUAUCAGGGAUUAUUCAGACAUUCCAGAGUUUUGAGUUGAGUCAGAAAAUGGCCAUUAUUUUCUGUGUGAGAGGUUCAAUUGUCUCAAUCUCUGAUUUUUGAUUGUUUUUGGUAUUUUUACAUAUAAUAUGAAUAGGGACGUAUCUACUUGUGGGAUAGGCGACACUCGCAAGUCUCGCCAAAAUUAUGCGGUAUUUGAUUUCAUAGGUCAUUUUUAGCAUGUCACCAGAUAUAUGGUUAAAAAACCUUUAAAAAAUAUCGUACAAUUAUUCUAGAAUUGCUAUUUGUACUUUAUAACCCUUAUCAGAUCAUAAUUACGACAGAGUUCUUAACGAGGCCGGGUCUAAUUUUUUCUGCCCUAGAUUUUUGAAUGAAAUUUUUUACAAGAAUUACUACUGAUAUAAUUAUUAUUUUAAGAUAAAAAAAUAAGACAUUUACCACACCGUUUGUUUAAGGGGUCAUCUCAAAGUGUGUUAAUUUUUAACAUAGGACCCUAUGGGAUUUUGCUUGAAAUGUACCAAAUUUGCACAUUUUUUAAACUUCUGCCCUAGGGAUUUCUUUUUCUGUUCUACAUAUUAAAGUUAUUGCUAAAAGGCAUCAAAUGGUCAAAUAAAAAAAACCGUUUACCUCCUGGUUUGUUCCAGGGGUCUUAUCAAAGUUGAUUUUUGUAUGCCCAAUUUCCAAGAUUUGUCAGUUAAUGGCUAUUUUUUAUUUGACAAAGGCGGAAAAUGUGAUAUAUAUGGUAUUAUUAAAACAUUCAGACAUAUUUAAGUAAUAAAUAAAUAUAUAACAUCACAUAUUAAGGGUCAUUAAUAUAAAAUAUAUGGUUAUUGUCUUGAAAUAUAUGAAUUAAGCUAUAUCUAGGCGGGUUAAGAAAACGUGACAGAGGGCUAGGCUUGCUGAACCCUCUUCACCUUUUCGACCCGAGCCCAAGUAUAGCUUAUACUUCGAGACAUUUAUCUUUAUUCCACAAUAUAACUUUAAUUUUACUCUUCAAACGAGUUAUUUUCGACAAAUUUCGCUGAAUAUCUGCAGUUGAAACUAUCCCGCCAUGGCGUCAACAAAGCAAAAAGAUGACGUCACAAUACAAAUGAAACGCUGCGCGAAAGCGUGCGUACUCGUUCUGUACUCGGCCUCGUUAAAACCCCAAGAUCCGUUCUUGCCCCAUUUUCGGGAUAAUGUUAAAAUUGACGUUUAUUUUCUUUAUAUUCAAAUAUUAUACCGGGAUUGAACAGAGUUUUAAAGACUUGUCAAGUCUUGCGUGAUAGUUUGGGAAGUAAACAUGGCAAAUGUAGAAGUUGCCUAUCCCAUAAGUAUAUAUACGCCCCUGAUAUCAACGAAAGUGCUGAAAUGUAUCUGGCCUAAAUUUUUGGAUGAUAUAGUACAGAGUUGACAGUAAAAAGAAAUGUUAUUGGAAAAGCUAAAUACAAAAAUGUUAUCUAGCAUAUUUUGUAAAGAUAAGUUAAUAUAGCUAUGAUGAGAUUUAUUAGUAAAAAAAAAGCUAUGAUAAGAUUUAUGAAAAAACCUCUCACCAGUUAUUCUGACAUAUGAAUGUUUAUAAAUUCAGUUAACAUGUUUUGGUAACAUUUCUGUUAAACUGAACUGAACUUUAUUUAUUUUACAACGAUUGAUAAACAAGUUCUACAACUUAUAUUAAUAUCUCUCGUUGAUUUAGAAACUCAGUGAACAUGGUUUAUUUAUAGUUAAGGAACUUAAUCACAAAUUAUCUGUGCUUAAUUUUUUGUGCAUUUAUCUUUUUUUUACUAUAAAUUUUCUAAAAGGCAUUACAUGCAUGCAUUAGUUUUUUUCAUGACCUGAAAGGUACAUGAUAUUUAUUGUAACAAGACGUUGUAAUCUUUUAUUUGUUGUCAGUUUUUAUCAACGACAAAGGGCAUUGUCGGACAACCAAGCUUGUUUUUCAAGACGUAUUUGUUAUGCUUAUGUUAUUAAAUGAAGACUAGAUAAAGUCAAAUUGGUUCCUUUGUUCUCCACCCCUUAUCAAAUGAAUAUUCUCUAGAGAAUCACCAAUGUAAAAUCUUUUGGAAGAGUUGCCUCCUUCAAUUACUGCUUAUUGUAAAUUUGAAACAAACUUUAAAUUAAAUGCUUGCAUUAAUAUUUCACAUUGGCCAAUGAUAUGAUAUUUUACUCAUAGUAUCAGUUAUCUCCUCAAUAGGAUGUUAGUAGCAAUGAUGAAAGCAGCCAAAUAACUUUAACCUACCCCCAUCAGUCGUUUCGGUACUUUGAUUCUAAAAUUACUAUGAUUUAAGCAUUCAACAUUCCAUGUGUCUUUGAAAAAAAUAUCAGAGAAUGCUACUUCAUCAGAUGAAGUGCAGUUUAGUGAAUAUUAUUACAGUAACAUUGAAAAGUUUGUUUGAACUAAAAGUUUAAUUUGAUAAACAUAUUGAUUUUAUUUGAAAGGGAGAUCUUGGAGAUAUUUGCAGGUGUGGGUGCGGGUAUUAUUGAGUUUGAAGUCUGUUUUUAUUGAAAUUUGUUUUCUUUUUCUAGCAUAUUGAUGUGAAAUUGUAACACUGUGUACUAGUUUCUUUAGCAAAGUGUGUUUUGAGUUCCUGCUUCUUUUUAAAGGAUCAAACAAACCUUAAAUCUGGUGGUAUGUUAUAAAUGUAAAUGGUUUAGAGGCAUUAUAGAGAGAAUGUUUUUGUGCUGUUUGGAAUAAUAUUUCUUACAAAUGAGAUAAACAAUCCAGACAGGAACUGCUUUGUUGGUUGAAUAAGGUCUUUAAGUUUGUAAUUAAUUGUGAUUUUGAUAUAGUCCCAGAGUGUUGUAGGAGUGAGUUUAUUUGUGUCAAGUGAAACUAGAAAUGUGUGCCAUAUCUAAUACAUGGAUGUUGUUAUGUUCAGUUGCGGUACAAAUAAAGAGAGAAUUUUAAAACUGUGAUCUUC